GUGCAUGUUGAGCAGACAACGCGCACAAAGUAACGUCAGUCUACACUCUUUAUGCGAUGUAUGACGCGAUGUUCUCCUUCCGCCCAGCCAUGAUAUAUAGCACUGUAAUACUGGUCAUCCUGUUCCAGUCAUUCACAGCUGCACCUACCAGCACUCCAUGCAUCACAGGGGUCCACUGCGACUUUGACCACAUUAUUGUGAAACCAUUUUGUGGGUUUACCCCUGGUCAAACUCAUGAAUGGAAGCGUAUCAACUCUUUGAAACUUCCACAUAACGGCAGACUGAAAGAUGCUUCAAACACAGGUUAUUUUCUACGCGUGGCUGGACAUCAACAGGACCAAAUGGUCACACUGACUUCGCCACAAUUCUGCACAAACCAGACCGUGUGUGUGUCGAUAAUGUACUGGCAGAAUGGGACUAGUCAGAAUUCCCUAUCCAUACACCUAAAUAAUGCCACGGUGAUGCAUGUACCAACAACAUUCCAAAACGCUUGGACAGGAAUUAACAUGACAUUCCAUGUUAAACGCAAUGAAAAGAUAUCAUUUCACGCCAAGAUUGUAUCCAGCGAUGUCAUACUUGCGUUAGAUGAUAUCAACAUCACGAACGGAAGUUGCUCAACGUCGUCAACGGCAACAACGAAAUACAAACCCACAACACCUAAACCAACUACGCACAAACCCAAUACUCAUAAACCAACUACGCACAAACUCACUACACCUAAACCAACUACGCACACACCCAUUACACCUAAACCAACUACGCACAAACCCACAACACCUCAACUAACCACACACAAACACACUACACCUAAACCAACUACACACAAACCCACUACACCUAAACCAUCUACACACAAACCCACUACACCUAAACCAACUACACACAAACCCACAACACCUAAACCAACUACACACAAACCCACAACACCUAAACCAACUACGCACAAACCCACUACACCUAAACCAACUACACACAAACCCACUACACCUAAACCAACUACACACAAACCCACUACACCUAAACUAACCACACACAAACCCAAUACACAUAAACCAACUACGCACAAACUCACUACACCUAAACCAUCUACACACAUACUCAUUACACCUAAACCAACUCAUCACAAACCCACAACACCUAAACCAACUACGCACAAACUCACUACACCUAAACCAUCUACACACAAACCCACUACACCUAAACUCACCACACACAAACCCAAUACACAUAAACCAACUACGCACAAACCCACUACACCUAAACCAUCUACACACAUACUCAUUACACCUAAACCAACUCAUCACAAACCCACUACACCUAAACCAACUACGCACAAACCCACAACACCUAAACCAACUACACACAAACCCACAACACCUAAACCAACUACGCACAAACCCACUACACCUAAACCAACUACACACAAACCCACUACACCUAAACCAACUACACACAAACCCACUACACCUAAACCAUCUACACACAAAUCCACUACACCUAAACUAACCACACACAAACCCAAUACACAUAAACCAACUACGCACAAACUCACUACACCUAAACCAUCUACACACAUACUCAUUACACCUAAACCAACUCAUCACAAACCCUCUACACCUAAACCAACUACGCACAAACCAACAACACCUAAACUAACCACACACAAACCCAAUACACAUAAACCAACUACGCACGAACCCACUACACCUAAACCAACUACACACAAACCCACUACACCUCAACCAUCUACACACAAACCCACUACACCUAAACCAUCUACACACAAACCCGCAACACCUAAACCAACUACGCACAAACUCACUACACCUAAACCAACUACGCACAAACCCACUAUACCUAAACCAACUACACACAAACCCACUACACCUAAACCAACUACGCACAAACUCACUACACCUAAACCAACUACGCACAAACACACUAUACCUAAACCAACUACACACAAACCCACUACAUCUAAACCAACGACACACAAACCCACUACACCUAAACCAACUACGCACAAACUCACUACACCUAAACCAACUACACACAAACCCACUACACCUAAACCAACUACGCACAAACCCACAACACCUAAACUAACAACACACAAACCCACUACACCUAAACCAACUACGCACAAACACACUAUACCUAAACCAACUACACACAAACCCUCUACAUCUAAACCAACGACACACAAACCCACUACACCUAAACCAACUACGCACAAACUCACUACACCUAAACCAACUACACACAAACCCACUACACCUAAACCAACUACGCACAAACCCACAACACCUAAACUAACCACACACAAACCCACUACACCUAAACCAAAUACGCACAAACCCACUACACCUAAACCAACUACACACAGUCCCACAACACCUAACCCAACUACGCACAAACUCACUACACCUAAACAAACUACGCACAAACUCACUACACCUAAACCAACUAUGCACAAACCCACAACACCUAAACCAUCUACACACAAACCCACUACACCUAAACCAACUACGCACAAACCCACAACACCUAAACUAACCACACACAAACCCACUACACCUAAACCAACUACGCACAAACCCACUACACCUAAACCAACUACGCACAAACUCACUACACCUAAACCAACUAUGCACAAACCCACAACACAUAAACCAUCUACACACAAACCCACUACACCUAAACCAACUACGCACAAACCCACAACACCUAAACUAACCACACACAAACCCACUACACCUAAACCAACUACACACAAACCCACUACACCUAAACCAACUACACACAAACCCACUACACCUAAACCAUCUACACACAAACCCACUACACCUAAACCAACUACGCACAAACUCACUACACCUAAACCAACUACACACAAACCCACUACACCUAAACCAACUACGCACAAACCCACAACACCUAAACUAACCACACACAAACCCACUACACCUAAACCAAAUACGCACAAACCCACUACACCUAAACCAACUACACACAGUCCCACUACACCUAACCCAACUACGCACAAACUCACUACACCUAAACCAACUACGCACAAACUCACUACACCUAAACCAACUAUGCACAAACCCACAACACCUAAACCAUCUACACACAAACCCACUACACCUAAACCAACUACGCACAAACCCACAACACCUAAACUAACCACACACAAACCCACUACACCUAAACCAACUACGCACAAACCCACUACACCUAAACCAACUACGCACAAACUCACUACACCUAAACCAACUAUGCACAAACCCACAACACAUAAACCAUCUACACACAAACCCACUACACCUAAACCAACUACGCACAAACCCACAACACCUAAACUAACCACACACAAACCCACUACACCUAAACCAACUACACACAAACCCACUACACCUAAACCAACUACAGACAAACCCACUACACCUAAACCAACUACGCACAAACCCACUACACCUAAACCAACUACACACAAACCCACUACACCUAAACUAACUACACCUAAACCAACUGAAAUUCAAAAUGCUUCUCGAUCCACGAUUGAAGUGAGCACAUUCGAUCAAGGAAGAACCGGUAACGAAAUCCAUGCAACACCUACCAGAUCCUCAGUCAACAGGCCGCAAACAUCUGAGAAUGGAAGUGGCCUAACCCCAACACACACUUCAGAUCGCGGGGGCGGCAAGAGCAGUACAUCUGCAACCUCCACCAAUUCCACAGUCCAUACCACACAGACGUCGGGUCAAGGUAACAACGAAUUCCUUUCUAAGAAAAGGAAAGUGAUUAUUCUUGCUACUGUAAUACCUGCAGCUGCUGUUGUGAUCCUGAUCUUGAGUUUAUUCUUAUGGAAGAGGAGGAAGACAACGAUGAACAAAUCGGCCUAUCUGGAGGAUAACAUCCAUAACGUCGGGUCGACCAGGGGUACUUCUGUCGAGUUUAAAGACAUUUCUUUAAACAGCAGGGAGGGUGGCGAGGACCAAAUACAUGAUGAAUUCGUUGGCGAGGACCAAAUACAUGGUGAAUUCGUUGGCGAGGACCAAAUACAUGGUGAAUUCUGGGACAUUAGAUUGUAAACCAGUGCCGAUGAAUAUUCUAAUGGAAUAAUUAUGCCAUUGAGUGCAAUUGUAUAUGCUCAUAGUGAAUUAAUGCGAGGGAAUUAUUCAGAUGCAUUUCGUGCGUUACUGACACAAAGAAUGUUAUGAACGAA
This is a messenger RNA of Haliotis rufescens (red abalone), 4225 nucleotides long. RefSeq names its product mucin-2-like. The coding region runs from base 57 to 4091 and encodes 1344 amino acids. NCBI's taxonomy places the organism in Eukaryota, Metazoa, Mollusca, Gastropoda, Lepetellida, Haliotidae. Gene Ontology annotation, cellular component: membrane. The transcript is spliced from 5 exons. The record is from RefSeq and is a predicted model, not a curated record.